AACUGGUGGGCAGUUGAUUUAGGUUUUCAUUUUUCAUCCAACGAGAUUCAUCCCGCUCUCCCUCGUAUAAUGGCAAUCCAAUUGAAUUGAUGCUUCAUUCAGCAGUAGUCAGAUUUCUUUGUACUUACAUUUCUGUGCCAAUUCUAAGAAGAAGAUGGACAUAGCUUUGUUUUCCCCGUCGUCACUUUUCCCCGACGACGACGACGAGUCUUCUAAUGGCACUCUCUUCACUCCUCUCUCUACUGCUUGUGCUUCGUGCUUUGGUUUUAUUUCUUUAUAAUGUUUCGUUUCGAUCUUCUUCCUCAGAUGCGGGGACUUUAGACACGCUGCAAAGCUACGAGGAAAGGAAGCAUCAAUUUCCUGGAAUGGAGUUGGUUAUUCGAGAGUUUUCAUUUCAUCAGCUGAAUGCGAAUUUGCUAUGGCCGGGGACUUUUGCAUUUGCAGAAUGGUUGGUUCAAAACUCGUCUUGGAUCCAAGGACAUAGAUGUAUUGAAUUGGGAAGUGGGACCGGUUCAUUGGCAAUAUUCUUACGAAAAUCAUUUGAUCUUGAUAUCACAACGUCAGACUAUGAUGAUCAGGAAAUUGAAGAGAACAUCGCUUAUAAUUGCAGGGUGAAUGGAAUCACCCCAGCCCUUCCUCACGUUAAGCAUACAUGGGGAGACAGCUUUCCAAUUAGUGAUCCUGAUUGGGACCUUGUCAUAGCCAGCGAUAUUUUACUCUAUGUGAAACAGUAUCCAAACUUGAUAAAAACACUAUCGUAUCUUCUCAAGCGAAAUUACAGCAAAACAACUUCUCUGUCUGCCAUUGGAAAUGACGAGGCUGCAGGUGCACCCAUGGCCAAACCAAUGUUUCUAAUGAGCUGGAGGCGCAGAAUUGGGAAGGAGGAUGAAUUGCUCUUUUUCAAUGGUUGUGAAAAUGCAGGCCUUGAAGUAAAACAUUUGGGAUCCCGCGUCUAUUGCAUCAAAUCAAUGGACUGAAGUUUGUAUCCAACGUGUCAGUAAGUUACAGGUUCGUUCGGAAGGAAUCACUUUUUUAAAUGCUUAGCAAAGUGCUUAGAAAAUGUCUAUUUAACGUAGAAAGUCUUUUCAAAUAGGUGUAUCAGAUAGUUCAGCAUAGAAAUGAUAUAGGCAAUACUUUAUUUUCUUAGAACGUCAUUCGAUUUUCGACAAAAUGUAGGAUAAUAUUAGUUAGUUGUCAGGAAACUAUAUAGUUUUGUUAGUUAAGUUGGUUUUGUUUGUUUAUCUUCUUUCUUUCCAGGCUGCAAAACGUAUGAUAUAGUUAUUUAUUAUUAUCGUUGAGGGGUUUUCAACCUUUUCUCUUUUAAAUGCUUGUAUGAAAUGCGACUGUCUAGUAUGAAAGGUAUGGAAUAAACCAUUUAUUGGUCACUCA
Messenger RNA from Cucumis sativus (cucumber), 1389 nucleotides. RefSeq names its product protein N-terminal and lysine N-methyltransferase EFM7. NCBI's taxonomy places the organism in Eukaryota, Viridiplantae, Streptophyta, Magnoliopsida, Cucurbitales, Cucurbitaceae. Bases 216 to 977 code for a protein of 253 amino acids. The transcript is spliced from 6 exons. The record is from RefSeq and is a predicted model, not a curated record.